AUGGGACCUUCUAACAGUACUCAAUUCCAUCCUACUUCCUUUCUGCUACUGGGGAUUCCAGGACUGGAAGAUAUUCACAUCUGGAUUGGCUUCCCAUUUUGCACUGUAUAUUUGAUUGCUCUUAUAGGGAACGUGACUGUUCUGUUGGUGAUAAAGACAGAGAGGAGCCUCCACCAGCCCAUGUUCUACUUCUUAGCCAUGCUGGCUAUCAUUGACCUAGGCCUAUCCACUGCCACCAUUCCCAAGAUGUUGGGUAUAUUCUGGUUUAACCUGAGGGAGAUUCUGUUUGGUGCCUGUGUCACCCAGAUGUAUGCCAUACAUAUGUGCACUGGCCUAGAAUCUGUAGUGCUCACAGUCAUGGCCAUUGACCGCUUCGUGGCCAUCUGUAAGCCUCUAAGAUACACCAUGAUCCUCACUGACAAAGUGGUGGCCAAUUUGGGGAUAAUGAUCAUAAUGAGAUCUUUAGUUUUUGUAACACCAUUCAUAUUUCUUGUCCUGAGACUUCCAUUCUGUGGUGCCCGAAUCAUUCCUCACACUUAUUGUGAGCACAUGGGGCUAGCCCGUCUGGCCUGUACGAGUAUUAGAAUUAACAUCAUCUAUGGUCUUGUGGCUUUCUCUGUAGGCUACAUAGACCUUUUAGUGAUUGGCUUUUCCUACAUUCAGAUCCUAAGGGCUGUAUUCCGCCUCCCGUCUCACGAUGCAAGGAUCAAGGCUCUCAGCACCUGUGGUUCCCAUGUCUGUGUCAUGCUGGCCUUCUAUACUCCAGCCCUCUUUUCUUUUAUGACCCACCGCUUUGGCCACAACAUUCCUGGUUAUAUCCACAUCCUUCUUGCCAAUCUGUAUGUGGUUGUACCACCUGCCCUCAACCCUGUCAUCUAUGGAGUCAGGACAAAGCAGAUCCGAGAGAGAGUGCUCAGGAUACUCAAUCCCAAAGGUUCUUAACUCCCAGGAUCAGGAUGCUUUCUCUUCCCAUUCCAAACAUAGGGAUUGAGUGUUGGCUGCUCACAAUGGAGAUGAAACUUUUGUAGACAAUUGCAAUAGUCAAAUUUUUCCCUCUUUUUGUAUUCCUUUAAUCAGUACCUGCUUCCAUCAUACACAUACAUCAUUCUCUCCACACACAGCUCCAGUGCUCUGUUACGAUAAUUAUUUUCCAGAAGUGGAGAAGAGAGUGAUUUCAGAUUAUCUAGGGUAGUAAUGUCACACCACUGAACUAUACACAAGUAUCAUGACAGCUCAUAUUUGGACUUAGAAACCUAUGCAUAUUCAUAUUUUAAAAUUAUUUUCUGUUAAAUAUUACUCAAUUACAUUUUUAUCUGGUUCAGGCCACUGUCAGGACUAUUGUGGGGCUAAUACAGGCUAGAGACCACCUAUUUGAAACC
Monodelphis domestica (gray short-tailed opossum) is the source of this 1379-nucleotide messenger RNA. RefSeq names its product olfactory receptor 52E5-like. Lineage: Eukaryota; Metazoa; Chordata; Mammalia; Didelphimorphia; Didelphidae. The record is from RefSeq and is a predicted model, not a curated record. Gene Ontology annotation, molecular function: G protein-coupled receptor activity; olfactory receptor activity. Gene Ontology annotation, biological process: G protein-coupled receptor signaling pathway. Gene Ontology annotation, cellular component: plasma membrane.